Manduca sexta (tobacco hornworm) is the source of this 2004-nucleotide messenger RNA. Its product is annotated as solute carrier family 41 member 1. NCBI's taxonomy places the organism in Eukaryota, Metazoa, Arthropoda, Insecta, Lepidoptera, Sphingidae. Gene Ontology annotation, biological process: monoatomic cation transport. Gene Ontology annotation, cellular component: plasma membrane. The transcript has a single exon. The coding region runs from base 279 to 1598 and encodes 439 amino acids. The record is from RefSeq and is a predicted model, not a curated record. Gene Ontology annotation, molecular function: monoatomic cation transmembrane transporter activity.
UUGACAUUUAUUAAUCAUUAUUAAUCACUACUCGUAUAUAGUUGACUGUCGCUUAUCUACCGUGAUCGUAAUAGUAUUUUACAAUUUACAUAUUUUUAUUACUGUAUAAUAUAUACAACGAACUUUAACAUUAAGAAAGUUGCAUAAAUCUUCUCGCAAUAGUUAAGGCUGUGUUCGCAAAACCACAUUUUUACGAGUUACAAUUGUACAAAUAAAAAAACUUAGACGUGUCUUCGCAUCAACAUCAAAUAAGUAAUACUUAUACUUACACGAUUAGUAUGAAUAGGAACAAAAGUAAUUUAAAAAUGAAUCGAGUGCAGAAAAAUGAAUCCGAAACGAAUUUAACAACUGACGCGUACAGCCUCAUCAAUGAAGAUAAACCGCCAGAUAUCAAAUACGCAAAAGAAAACUCUUGGGUGGCGGGAGUGCAGAUGUUUGCAUCGUUCUUACUGGCUGGCUUUGGAAUGGUCGCCGCCAGCCUGCUACUCGACUAUGUGCAGCAUUGGGAUGUUUUCAAGAAAGUGUCAGAAGUUUACAUUCUAGUGCCAGCCCUGCUUGGGCUUAAAGGUAAUUUAGAAAUGACAUUAGCAUCGCGUUUGUCCACGCAUGCACACUUAGGGCAUCUUGAUACGAAUUUGUAUUCUUUGGUUGUGGGAAAUCUGUGUUUAAUACAAUGUCAGGCUGUGCUAGUAGGGUUCCUGGCUGCUAUGGCAGCAGUGGCCAUGGGAUGGAUACCAGAAGGAAACUUUGAUAUCCAUCAUGCAUUGCUACUUUGUGCAUCUAGUGUAUUGACAGCGUCAUCUGCUAGUUUUGUUCUUGGUUUGAUCAUGAUUGGUGUGAUUGUGGUUUCUAAAAAGAUCAAUAUAAACCCAGACAACAUUGCAACACCCAUUGCUGCUAGUUUGGGUGACCUAACUACGUUGGCACUGUUGUCGUGGAUAGCUUCAUUACUGUACAAGUCUAUUGGCACAAGUGUGAUACUGCCAUCUAUUAUUAUCAUAGUUGGCGCGUCUCUUGUGCCAGUGAGUGGUUAUAUUGCAUGGAAAAAUAAAUUCACUCAACAAGCUUUAGAUGAGGGAUGGGUGCCAGUUGUGUCUGCUAUGGUGAUCAGCAGUGCUGGAGGACUAAUAUUAGAUCACACUGUAUCUGUUUAUAAAGGUAUUGCUGUAUACCAGUUAGUUAUAAACGGUAUAGGUGGCAAUAUGGUAGCUGUUCAUGCUUCGAGACUCUCUACAUCACUUCACACAGGACAAAAGGAAAAUAAUGUGAUUAGUAAUACUACUAAACUAUUACUUUUGAUGGUAAUACCAGGGCAAUUAAUAUUCAUUUACACUAUAGGGUACUUAAGAGCUGGUCAUACAUCCACAACACCAAUGUUUAUUUUGAUCUACAUGUCAGCUGCAUUGUUACAAGUGUUUUUGUUGUUGACAAUCAGUCAUUAUAUGAUUGUGUGGAUGUGGAAGAUGGGAAUGGAUCCUGAUAAUUCAGCCAUACCUUAUCUCACUGCGCUGGGAGAUUUGCUUGGUACAGCUCUAUUAGGUAUAGCUUUUAGUAUAUUAUAUGCAAUAGGUGAUAAGGACAGUGACUUAGGUGACUAGAGAUAUUUUUUUAUCUUCACUCUUGAUCUGUUUCAUCUGAUAUAGAUACCUACUGAUAUUAUUUUAAGAAAACACGGCAUUACUUAUUUCUACAAUUACUGUGCCAUGUUAAUUUUUAUUUACUUUUUCUCUGUUUCUGCUACUAGAGGCCAAAUUGAGAAAAGCAGCAGUUUAUUGUACUAUUUGAUGUCAAUGUAAUAUUCUCUUUCUUGUCUUAUUUGUUGUUUAAUGUUGAAUGUGUUACUUUAAUUACAUAUGUACUUAUUUGACUUAACUUAAGAAAACUACAUAUAAUAAUGUUUAUGGGUGCUAUUGAAAACUUCUUAAAAAUAUAUUUUUGUAAGAAAGACAAAUUGAUAAUAUUGAUAUAUUGUUAUAAGAAUAAACUUGUUGAUUUUGAUCUCCA